AAACACUUCAUAACCUUCGUAUAAAUUCCUUAAUUCACUCUCAAACCAAAUUAUUUUGCCACGGAGAUCAAACCCUGAUUCCCAAUCCAAUGGCCAUGAACGCUUCCUCUCCCAAUCCUCCCGCCGCCGCACCUUGGAGCCAGAUUGUCGCCUCCACCGCUGCUUCCGCCGUACCUCAUUCAUCGCCGUCACCUCCUCCUUCCUCCGCCGUCGUCGACACUUUCACCGUCACUGAGGCGGCGGAAGACACCGACAACACUUCCGGUGGUAAGAGACCUGUUUGGAGUAAACCCUCCAAUGCUGCUGCUUCUUCGGUCAUGGAUGCUGACUCAUGGCCUGCUUUAUCUGAAUCCGCCAAAGCUCCGGCGAAAUCGCCACCACCACCGCCAUCACCACCACAGGAAUUGGUGAAACUUUCCUUGGAUUUAUCGACCUUGCCUCAAUCGCAGGGUACUGGAAGCAUGCUUCACUCUCCUCAGAAGCAAGUUAAGGAUACUGCAGGCAACAGCAAUGUGACAUCAGUGCCUACUCAUCAGAAACCUUUUCGGCGUUCGAAUUCAAACGCGUCUUCCAAUGGAGGCCGCCAGCCGCCACAGAUGUCUGUGCCUCAAGGUUUCGUUGCUGUCCCACCAGGCUCCCACAAUCAUAACUCUGCACAAAUUGACCAUCUACCAAGAGCUGGAUUUGUGCCCAAUGAUCAGCCUCAGCGCCGAAAUUCAUUCAGGAACCGGAAUGGCGGUGGUCUGCAACCACGUGGAGAUGGUUCUCAUCAUUUUAAUUCUGGGAGCAGACGUGAUCAGGACCGCGGAAAUCAGGACUGGAAUGCUCAUAAUAGAAAUUUCAACAAUAGAGACAAUUAUAGGUCUCCGAGAUUUGUUCCACAGUUUGUAAGGCCUCCACCGCCUACUAAUCAUGCUCAAUACUAUCCCCCACCACCGCCACCAAUCCCACCUUAUAUGGGCUCAUAUGGAUAUCAUGACCUAACACUUCAAAUGAUGUAUGGUCCACCUUUGCAUGUGGAGCCUCCGAGAAGUGUACCGUUUGUGCAACCAAUAUCUUCUGCAAUAUUUUUUCCACCUCCGGAUUCUGAGUUGCAAACUAAGAUUGUCAACCAGAUUGACUAUUAUUUCAGUGAUCUCAAUUUAAACAACGACACAUACUUGAAGAGGAACAUGGAUGAUCAGGGCUGGGUUCCUCUAAAUUUAAUAGCAGGUUUCAACAAAGUCAAACUUUUGACUGACAAUAUUCAGAUUGUAGUAGAUGCUGUUCGUACUUCUUCUGUUGUUGAAGUGCAGGAUGAUAAAAUUAGGAGGCGAAAUUGGAUUACACUUUCUUCACAGUUUCAUAACGUCAAUGGUUCUCAAAUUGCUGCACAACUAGCAAAGAAUAUCCAAAACAUUGAUCUGGAAACAAAUAAAAACGGGGCAUUUGGAGAACUACAUGUUUCAAACAUUUAGAGCAGACUUUUCUUAAACAAUUUUGAUGGAGAAUAUUGUUCAGAUGAGGCACGAAGCGGGAACUAACAUGUUAUGAAUUUUCUCACAAGGUACAAGGUAUAUAACAUGUGACUGAGUAAUGGAGAAAAUAUCUUUGCUUAAUUGCAUUUUUGAUUCCUUUAUUUCCACCGAAUCACAGUUUUAGUACCCAUUUUCAAAUCUAAAAAUAUAGUCCUCCAGCUUUAUAAAGUUUUUUUUUUUUUACAAGUUCCACCAUUGAAUUUGUGAAAUGCAUAUAUAGAUUAAAUCAUCUUAUUUUAUUUUCCAUAUCAUAAAUAUAUUAUUUAAAAAAAAAAAAAAACUUAAAUGAAAAAAAUGUAAAAAAUCAUCUUUUUUUUUAUUUUAUUUUUUCUAACUUAGGUCUAUGUACCCCAAAAUUUUUUAAUCUACUUUUAGCUUAUAAAUUGAGUUGUGUAGUUAGCUAAGUUUGCAAACCUGACAUGUUUAGUACCCAAGCUAAUUGUUUUUUCUUUAUUUUACUUCAAUAUAUUUAUUAGAGUGCUGUAAAUGAUAGGUGGUUGCCUUGAGAUUCCAACAUAGUUUGGAUGUGUUUGCCACAUGACUUUGCACUCAAAUCUUUAAGUCCAAAUUUCAGUGGUGGAAAAAAUUCAAAUUAUUUUUUUUUUUAUUUAAAUCAAGGGACAAUAUUUAGAGUUGUAAAAAAAUAUGCAAUGGUUUAUCAUCUUGAAUUGUUAAGAGAAAGUCAGAUCAACAAAAGGUCCAAUUGGACCAGAUUCAUCAACUUUUGUUGACCUAACUUUCUCUUAUAUAUUCUGAGGUAGUAUUCAACAUGACACAUCUAUAAAAUUUAAUGGUGGAAAAUUUUCAAAAAUAGGGGGACUGUAUUUGCAGAUUUAGAAAUUGUGAAUUAAAACUGUGAAUCACAAAAAAAAAAAAAAAAAAAAAAAGGGGGCCAAAAAUGUAUUAAGUCCUGUUUUUUACAAACAGAAAAAGACCGAUUGGUGAAAAAUGGCUAGCAGAAAAUGCAUAUUUACAUUUUGUAUGCUUUGGAGCUAGUAGCAUGACUAGUGGUUAAUGCUGUUUAUAUGGGAAGGCUGAUUGUGGGAAGGCUGUUUGCUUUAAACUGGGGACCCUGUGUUUUGGCAUUCCCCUGAAUUGCCUUCAGCUGCUUUUUAUAAUCUUUGGGGUCAUCUUCUCACCGCUCUGGAGCAUUAUGUGUGAGAUUAUCAUGGGUGUUGAAUUGAAUGAGUUUGAUAUAGCUACUAGUUCACUGAAUGAAGGAGGAAGAUGGAAUGUAAUUUCUGCUGUCUGAGCUUCAACUGCUGUAUACAAAGAUAUAUAAUAUUUUGAAUGACUUCAUAUUUAUAGUGUUUUUUUUUUGUGUUUCUUGGUUUUUUAUUUUAUUCUUUUCUUUUUUCCUAGUUUUCCUUUAUCUUAACUUAGGCAUAACUUGUUCAUGUGUGAUGUGGGUCUAUUUCAAACGUACACUAUCCACCUUGCUUCUGUAUACUGUUGGGAUUUUGUCAAUUUUAUAUUUCUGAAACUGAAUGCAA
This is a messenger RNA of Medicago truncatula (barrel medic), 3010 nucleotides long. RefSeq names its product la-related protein 1C. Bases 90 to 1457 code for a protein of 455 amino acids. Gene Ontology annotation, molecular function: RNA binding. Lineage: Eukaryota; Viridiplantae; Streptophyta; Magnoliopsida; Fabales; Fabaceae. The record is from RefSeq and is a predicted model, not a curated record. The transcript is spliced from 6 exons.